AUGGGCAACUCCUCCAGGAAGGAAGAGGGGGAAGAAGAAGGAGGAGGUAAAGAAGGAGGAGGAGAAGAAGAGGAUGCGGCGGCGAAGGAUGGCGAGGAGGAAGAAAUCAUAGAGAAGAAGAAAGAAGAGGAGGUGGAGGAAGAACUUCCAUUAGGCGUGGAGGAGUUGUUUGAGAGUGGAGAUCCUGUGUUGGACCUGAGCUACAAGAAGUUCAAGCGACUGCCUUCGCGUGUUUGUGGACUGCUGCAUCUGGAGAAGCUUUACGUUUGUGGGAACAGCCUGCGCACGCUGCCGGACAGCAUCACCCAGCUGGAGGGUCUGCGGAUACUCGCCGUCGACUUCAACAAGAUGGAGGACGUUCCGCCGGCCGUCUGCCAGCUCACCAACCUCACCCGUCUCUACCUGGGCAGCAACCGGCUGCUGUGCCUCCCCCCGGAGCUGACCAACCUGCAGAACCUGCGCUGCCUGUGGGUGGAGAGCAACUACUUCCUGAGAUUUCCCCGCGAGCUCUACGACCUGCCCAACCUCAAGUCUCUGCAGAUGGGGGACAACCGGCUGAAGACGCUGCCUCCCGACCUCUGGCGCAUGGAGUCUCUGAGGGGAUUGUGGCUCUACGGCAACCGCUUUGAGACCUUCCCCAGAGUCCUGCUGCGCAUGGAGUUUUUGGAGAUCUUAGACCUGGACCGCAACAAGAUAACAGAGUUUCCCAGCCUGAAGCGUCUCAAAGCCCUGCGCCUUUUCUCCUACGACCACAACCCAGUGAAGGAACCUCCCAAAGUGGGCGAGGAGGUGCUCCUGGUCGGGGAAGGGGCUGCAGAGUUUUUGGAGGAGCGCGAGGCCAGGAAAGAGAGACGACGGAAGGCCGCAGAGAGAGAGGCAGAGGAGCUGGCUCUGGCUCUGGCGGGAGAGGAGCCGGUGAUUCACGGCAUCCUUAAGAACAGCGGCUCCAACUCAAAGCAGGCAACAAGUGAAGCUGCGGUGACCAUAGAGGGCGCAGAUGUUAGAGAUGGAGACAAGGAGGAUGAGGGAGGGUACAUGGAAUAUGGCGGAGCUGAGCUGGAAUACAACGAAGACGGGGUUGAGUAUGAGACGGAGGAGCUGAUAUGUGAGGGAGAGGGGUUCGAGUAUGAGGGAGAGGAGCUGGAGUACGAGAGGGCUCAGAUGGACUAUGAGUAUGAGGACAGGGAGGAGCUGGAGGACAUGGGGAGACAAGAUGAAGGGGCAUGA
Stegastes partitus (bicolor damselfish) is the source of this 1227-nucleotide messenger RNA. RefSeq names its product leucine rich repeat containing 10B (gene lrrc10b). Gene Ontology annotation, cellular component: cytoplasm. The record is from RefSeq and is a predicted model, not a curated record. The transcript has a single exon. The coding region runs from base 1 to 1227 and encodes 408 amino acids. Gene Ontology annotation, molecular function: protein binding. Lineage: Eukaryota; Metazoa; Chordata; Actinopteri; Pomacentridae.